GGCAGCCGCCGCGGCAACAGUAGUGGCUGAGUAGCCGAGGAGGUGGAGGGCUGGGAGCACCAUGAACACACAGGUGUCCCCGGGUAGUAAUUAGAGCGCGCUGAAGGCUGAACGACACCUCUGAGUUUUUACCUGUGAACACAAUAGCGCUGAGAGACCAUCCGAAAGCAAAGAGGAAGAACUCGAUCCGUCCCUAAGAGACACCAAAGUUGAAAGUUAGGAGUUUUUAUUUCUCUGUUUGAUUUUUUUUUUUUCCACCAGCGUGUCAUUACUAUGGUCAGAAAGCCUGUAGUGUCCACCAUCUCCAAAGGAAGUUACCUGCAGGGAAGUGUGAACGGGAAGCUGCCUUCCAUGGGCAGCAAGGAGCCACCUGGGCAGGAGAAGGUGGUCCUGAAGAAGAAGAUCACUUUACUGAGGGGCAUCUCCAUUAUCAUUGGCACCAUCAUCGGAGCAGGGAUCUUCAUUUCUCCCAAAGGUGUGCUCCAGAACACGGGCAGCGUGGGCAUGUCUCUGACCGUCUGGACGGUCUGUGGGGUCCUGUCACUGUUUGGAGCCUUGUCCUAUGCUGAACUGGGAACAAGUAUAAAGAAAUCUGGUGGUCAUUACACAUACAUUCUGGAAGUAUUUGGCCCGUUACCAGCUUUCGUACGAGUCUGGGUAGAACUACUCAUCAUACGCCCUGCAGCUACAGCUGUGAUAUCCCUGGCAUUUGGACGCUACAUUCUGGAACCAUUUUUUAUUCAAUGUGAAAUUCCUGAACUUGCAAUCAAGCUCAUUACAGCUGUGGGCAUCACUAUAGUGAUGGUUCUAAAUAGCAUGAGUGUCAGCUGGAGUGCCCGGAUCCAGAUUUUCCUAACCUUUUGCAAGCUCACAGCAAUUCUGAUAAUUAUAGUCCCUGGAGUUAUGCAGCUAAUUAAAGGGCAAACACAGCACUUUAAAGAUGCCUUUUCUGGAAGAGAUGCAAGUCUUAUGGGGUUGCCCCUGGCAUUUUAUUAUGGAAUGUAUGCAUAUGCUGGCUGGUUUUACCUCAAUUUUGUUACUGAAGAAGUAGAAAACCCUGAAAAAAACAUCCCCCUUGCAAUAUGUAUAUCCAUGGCCAUUGUCACCAUUGGUUACGUGCUAACAAACGUGGCCUACUUUACAACCAUUAGUGCAGAAGAGUUGCUGCUUUCAAACGCGGUGGCUGUGACCUUUUCUGAGCGGCUACUGGGAAAUUUCUCAUUAGCGGUUCCGAUCUUUGUUGCCCUCUCCUGCUUCGGUUCCAUGAAUGGUGGUGUGUUUGCUGUCUCCAGGUUAUUCUAUGUUGCGUCUCGAGAGGGUCACCUUCCAGAAAUCCUCUCCAUGAUUCAUGUCCGCAAGCACACUCCUCUGCCAGCUGUUAUUGUUUUGCACCCUUUGACCAUGAUAAUGCUCUUCUCUGGAGACCUCUACGGUCUUUUGAAUUUCCUCAGUUUUGCCAGGUGGCUUUUUAUUGGGCUGGCUGUUGCUGGGCUGAUUUAUCUGCGAUACAAACGCCCAGAUAUGCAUCGUCCUUUCAAGGUCCCACUGUUCAUCCCAGCUUUGUUUUCCUUCACGUGCCUCUUCAUGGUUGCCCUCUCCCUGUACUCGGAUCCAUUCAGUACUGGGAUUGGUUUCGUCAUCACGCUGACUGGGGUCCCUGCCUACUAUCUCUUCAUUAUAUGGGACAAGAAACCCAAGUGGUUUAGAAGAGUGUCAGACAAAAUAACCAGAACAUUACAAAUAAUACUGGAGGUUGUUCCAGAAGAAGAUUGUCAUAAAUUAUGAAUUCAUGCAUUCGUAAUCUCAGCAAUCAGCAGCCAAAACCACAAUAUGGAUCUUUAUUGUAUUUGCUGAAAAUCCAGAGAAUGACAGCUUUGGUGAUGGACUAAAGGAAUCAGUUAUUUCUAUUCAUAUUUUUCAGUAUAUUUACACUAAUUUCUGAGAAAUGUAGCUAUAACUCUGUAGGAAACUAACACGCAAUUGUACCAUGAGUUCAUGGAUUCUCGAGUCUCUGCUCCCUGCCUGUUAGGGUUAGGAGGAAAGACUAAGGGGUGGACAGUUACUUUCAUGAUCCCUCUCUACCGUGUAUUGUGGUUAAGAACCUUUAAAUGUCUCAAUCUUCAAAUUGAAAAUUGAGAUGUUUCCUGUGGACAGGGGUUUUGUAAAUGUAGCUUUACAUACUGUAAGUGUAUAUACUGUGAAAAAGUUUUUAUUCUAAAAAAAAAAAAA
Molecule: messenger RNA, 2229 nt
Organism: Tupaia belangeri chinensis (Chinese tree shrew)
Lineage: Eukaryota; Metazoa; Chordata; Mammalia; Scandentia; Tupaiidae
Gene: SLC7A11
Product: solute carrier family 7 member 11
Exons: 12
Coding region: 274-1785 (503 amino acids)
Biological process (GO): amino acid transmembrane transport
Cellular component (GO): membrane
Molecular function (GO): L-amino acid transmembrane transporter activity
Source: RefSeq, a predicted model, not a curated record